Tachysurus vachellii is the source of this 2579-nucleotide messenger RNA. It is a transcript of the gene gdpd1, whose product is annotated as glycerophosphodiester phosphodiesterase domain containing 1. Gene Ontology annotation, cellular component: endoplasmic reticulum membrane. Gene Ontology annotation, molecular function: phosphoric diester hydrolase activity; phosphatidylcholine lysophospholipase A1 activity. Gene Ontology annotation, biological process: glycerophospholipid catabolic process; N-acylethanolamine metabolic process. The record is from RefSeq and is a predicted model, not a curated record. Lineage: Eukaryota; Metazoa; Chordata; Actinopteri; Siluriformes; Bagridae. Bases 150 to 1103 code for a protein of 317 amino acids. The transcript is spliced from 10 exons.
GAGUUAGGAGACCUGUCAGCUGAGCUGUUUACCGGCCGGUGUUUAGCUUCAGAGAUAACAACAAACCUAGCUGUUAGCUUGUUAGCUAGUUAGCUAGUUAGCUAUAACGCGCAGUGCUAGUUUAUGACUGAUUAUAAGUACUUAUAGCUAUGAGUGCAGCAGUCUAUGUUUUAUCCACGGUUACUGGAUACGUGCUUACAUCUGCUUUGUUACUGAAAUGUCCUUCGUUGCUGCAUCGCAGGAAACGUGAGACUUUCCUCAGCCGCCACAUCUCACACCGAGGCGGUGCAGGUGAGAACCUGGAGAACACCAUGGCAGCCUUCAGGCAUGCCGUACAGCUCGGAACUGACAUGCUGGAACUGGACUGUCAUCUGACCAAGGACGAGCAGGUGGUCGUGUUGCAUGACUUUAACCUGAAGAGGUCGACCGGAGUUAGCACCAGCAUUUCAGAUGUCGCAUAUGCCGAACUUCCACCUUACUUGUGUAAGCUUGGUGUGUCUUUCAAGCGAGAGUGCUUUGUCGAAGGAGGUGAGGAUAAAAACAUCCCUCUGCUGAAAGAUGUAUUUGAGGCUUUCCCAAAGACCCCCAUUAACAUCGACAUCAAAGUCAACGAUGACACACUCAUCAGGAAGGUCUCUGAGCUGGUCAUUGAAUAUAAUCGCGAGCAGCUGACUGUAUGGGGUAACUCCAGUGACCAGAUAGUUAAGAAAUGCUACAAAGAGAAUCCUCGGAUCCCUUUGCUCUUCAGCUUACCCAGAGUGCUACUCCUCGUGGGGCUUUUCUACACUGGGCUCCUGCCCUUUGUACCCCUUAAGGAGCAGUUCUUGGAGAUCCCCAUGCCUUCUAUUACUUUCAAAAUCCGAGACCCCAGAAGGAUGACACGGGGUGAACGCUUCAUCACUUGGAUUGCAGACACCCUUCUCAUGAGAAAAGCUCUGUUUGACCAUCUAAAAGCUCGUGGAAUACAGACCUAUGUGUGGGUGCUGAACGAUGAAGAAGAUUUUAAAAGAGCGUUUGACCUCGGGGCCACCGGCGUGAUGACAGACUACCCCACCAAGCUUAAAGAUUUCAUGGAGAAUAACAUACCUGUUGCAUAUAAAUGACUUGUGAACAGAGAACAGCUCACUUGGUUCAUUUUCCACUUUUCGUCAUGGCCUGGUUUGAAUAUCCUUCCAUCUUCUUUUUACACAUCACCGUUUGUGACAGAAGUAACAGAAAAGGUUUUUGUGUGUGGUUUUAAAUCUGACUCUGGUGUACAUGAACAAAAUGGACUUUUUGUUUUUUUUAAUUGAAUCCUAAAGGAAAAAAGAACACAAAACUAGACUAAUUUAUGGUGAUAAAUUAAAAAAGCUUACUACUGAUUUUGAACUUACCCAAGAGGCAUUGCAAUCUAAUAGAGUUGCCAUUGUAUCUAAAUGUGAACCUGGAGCAUCAUAAAUACUUAAUAUUUUAUAAUUCUCAGUGUGUAAUUUAAAGGCCGUACCUUUCCGGGUAAAAAAAAAAAACAGCAAAUCUUUUGUUAUUUUAUUAUCAUUCUACUCUAUUUUGUGCUGCAAAUGGCCAAAGUAAUACUCAUACACUCUUCUGAACCGUGAGGGGAAGUCGACAAGAGCUUUAACAGUAUUAUAACACAGGAGGCCACAAGCAGUGAAGCUCUCCUGCAGUUUAUCACCGUAAUAGAAUAGGUUACUUAGCAACAAAGAACCACAAAGUAAAAUGGCUCUCAGGUUUACAAAGUGAUGCUUUAGUCUCUGAACAAGUUUUAUCACAAAUCUGUCAAGAUAAUUUUACUAUCGUAGAAUUAUCUCAAGCAAUAGCUCAUUCUUUUUCAGUUUCUCGUCAUUACCUCUGGCUUCUGAAAGCGUUUAUAUGCCUGAGUGAUAGAUGGUAUGCAAUAAAAACCCAACAUAGAUUAUAAAAGCGACUUUAUAAAAUGUAACUGCCUUUUUGUGAUUUUCAGCUGUAUUCUGAUCACAUGUACGAAGGGAAUACUCCAGCGUUUGGUAUCUUAAUCUCUAUUUCUCUAUAUUACUGCAGACAAUCGUUCAUUAGGCACAUUCUCUGUGCUGGAAAAAAAUUAGAAACAGUUGCUGAAUUAUGCUGCUAAAUACAACUCGUACACGUUAACAAGGAUCAUCUUCGGAUGUGACGAUCAACACCUAAGCAAUGCUGUAAAUUAUUCUGAUGGGCAUGUCCAGGUUUACAGUGGCGAAGUGAUCAUCACAAAUUAUUAUGACAAAUUUAGAGCUGAAUCUGGUGAUCUGAACGAUUCUAAAGAUGGAAUUUAGUGUAAAGAGAUUUUCUGUUCGUUUCUUAUGACAGACUUUCUGUCUCGGGUUAACGUUCAUGAGCUACAGAUAACACAAAUUGAGAUUUGGUUGAAAUAAUGCUUGAAUAUUCUUUUAAUAUGUGAACAGACAGACAUAGUGAUGCUGUGGGCCAUUUAAUGUUUUACCUAAAAAUGUUUACCUAUCAUAGCCUGGUAAACAUUUCAGUAAUGUCAUUAGAUAAUAGGUGUCUUCUAAACCUAAAAAAAAAAAAAAAAAGCCAUACAAAUUCAUAAAAUUAGUAUAAAGUGG